GCCGCCGACUCUUGCAACUGGAAUAUUGAUCGCUGCAAUGCCUCUGCUUCGCCCUCUGCUGCGUCUCUCGCUGCUCCUGGCCGCCGUUUUGCCCUGCCUCGCCAACAGCAGUUGUCCUUCGCCCUUCAAGUCCUACGGCUCUAAGGGAUGCCUGCUGGUCGUCCCCGGGAGCCGGCCCUUAACAUGGCACAGUGCCAGAAGCGAGUGCCAGGCCAAGGGAGGCGAUCUGGCAGUCCUGGACGAGGUGGAGAAAUUCAAGGCCCUGUCAGCGGGGAUUGACAAAGAAUAUCCAAACAUGACCAAGGGCGGCUUCACCUUCUGGGUCGGAGCUGAACGCGUCGAUUCCUCCUGGCGCUGGACUAAUGGCGAGCCGGUGGAGCCUAAUGCGGAGCUGUGGGUGGCCGGUCAGCCUUCUCCCGGUAGCAGUGCCAACGCUGCUAUCAUGGUCCCUGCCGGAGGUUCUGAAGGGCGGCGCUACCUCACCAACUUCAACCCGGAUACCUUUGCCCCUGCUUUCAUCUGCGAGAAGUUCUAGGUUCGAGGGAAGUUCUAGGUUUGAGGGAAGUUCUGUUGGUGCGGAGGGAUUUUGUAAGAUGUUCUGUGUGGAAUUCUAUGAGAAGUUUUGUUGGAUGUUCUUUUAGAGCUAGGAAGGAAUUAUUAAUAAUAUUGAAGUUUUGUUGGAUGUUCUUUAAGAGCUAGGAAGGAAUUAUUCAUAAUAUUGAAGUUUUGUUGGAUGUUCUUUAAGAGCUAGGAAGGAAUUAUUAAUAAUAUUGAAGUUUUGUUGGAUGUUCUUUAAGAGCUAGGAAGGAAUUAUUAAUAAUAUUGAAG
Messenger RNA from Penaeus chinensis, 828 nucleotides. RefSeq names its product perlucin-like protein. NCBI's taxonomy places the organism in Eukaryota, Metazoa, Arthropoda, Malacostraca, Decapoda, Penaeidae. The transcript has 4 exons. The coding region runs from base 38 to 535 and encodes 165 amino acids. The record is from RefSeq and is a predicted model, not a curated record.